AUGGUUCAGCCCAACUCUGUGCCACAUGUUGGCCCAGAGCAAGAGUCCCUGGCCCAGAGGCGGCGGCUCCGGCAGCAACAGCAGCAGCAGCCUUCUUCAAGGAGUCUAUCCUCUAGGCUCCCGACGCCACCCAUGACAAGACCGUGUCCUAGGCGCCGUCGCAGCCACCACCGCGAAUCUCACCGCCGCAGCUACCACUGCGAAACCUACCGCCGCCUCCACCAAGGUGAAACCCUCAGUUUUGCCAGUUAUUUCUGCAGAAUCCUGAGGAACACCCACAGAAACCUGAGUAUUACCUGCCAGGCCGUGUCGGUCCUGGAUUGCAUAGUGAAGGAUGUCCUUCAACGCAUCCAGGAGGUGGCUGCACAACUGGCACGCUAUGCGCAGCACUCCACCAUCACCAAAAGAGACAUCCAGAUGGCAAUGCGUCUGCUGCUGCCCGCCAGACUGGCCAGUCGGGUCAUGAUGCAGGGCAACAAAGCCGGCAGCAGACGCACCAAUCGCCACUGA
Molecule: messenger RNA, 510 nt
Organism: Sorex araneus (European shrew)
Lineage: Eukaryota; Metazoa; Chordata; Mammalia; Eulipotyphla; Soricidae
Product: late histone H2B.L4
Exons: 1
Coding region: 1-510 (169 amino acids)
Biological process (GO): nucleosome assembly
Cellular component (GO): nucleosome
Molecular function (GO): protein heterodimerization activity; structural constituent of chromatin; DNA binding
Source: RefSeq, a predicted model, not a curated record